This is a messenger RNA of Drosophila eugracilis, 1921 nucleotides long. Its product is annotated as zinc finger protein 501-like. NCBI's taxonomy places the organism in Eukaryota, Metazoa, Arthropoda, Insecta, Diptera, Drosophilidae. Gene Ontology annotation, molecular function: zinc ion binding. The transcript is spliced from 2 exons. The record is from RefSeq and is a predicted model, not a curated record. The coding region runs from base 216 to 1673 and encodes 485 amino acids. Gene Ontology annotation, cellular component: nucleus.
UAGGUUUCCGGUCCAGGUAACUAAAUAGCCAUCCCUACUUAUGGAAAGUUGAAUCAUUUAUAUAUGCCUGAUGGCAUGUCGUUUAAAAUCAGUACAAAAAGAACAUUUGCCAUAUUCAGAUCUAUUGAAUACCUUUUUAUAUAAUUUGCGUGUUGGUGUUCUUAAACAUUAGAAUUUUUAAAAUAAAACAUUAGCAGAAAAGCAAUUUCAGAUAAAUGGAGGCGUCACUGUGUCGUGUAUGCUUGGAGAUCGUCGAAAAUACGGUCAACAUUUUCGAGGCAAAACAUGAAUCGGGCAUAUCCAUCGCGAAUAUUAUUUCAUAUUGUACGGGAAUUGAAGUUGUAAGCGGAGAUCAUUUACCCGCCGUCAUUUGUGGAAUCUGCCUUCAAGAUGCACAAGAUGCAUUUGAUAUUAUUGAAACUUACGAAAGAAGUCAUCAGUUCUACUGCUUCUUUAAUGAUGUACGGCAGGAGGAAAGCGAGAGUGCUGAGUGUAAUUUUUUUGGGAAUGAAACAAUCAAGGAAUACGAUUUAAACAACGAGAUGGUAGAGCAGAAGGUUCCUGGCGGAAUAGAUCAGUACGGGUCCAACGCGAGUACUGAGAGAAUUCAAAAUAAUUUGGAAGAUACUACUUUCGGGGAAGAUUACGUUUUUGGUAAAAAUGAGAAUUAUAAGAGUAAUACAGACCAUGAGCUUAGUAUUGAUAAUAAUGAUAAUGCUAACACAGACGAAGGACCAUUUAAGUGUUCUCAAUGCUCUAAGGAUUUUAGCGGAAAAGAAAAUCUUGACCCCCACUUGCAUGCAAGCUGUAAGAUUCACUUGAAAAUCCACAUUGAAAGCCUACGUUUUAAGUGUUCCCUCUGCUCAAAGAGAUUUGUCAAAAAUGCAACUUUAAAAUCACACAUGCGAACCCAUACCGGAGGACAGCAUUACAUAUGUUCUCUUUGCUCUAGACCUUUUACAAUGGUAUCGAAUCUUAGGCGGCACAUGUUAACACACACCGGAGAACGACCAUUUAAAUGCUCUCUCUGUUCGGCGGGUUUUACAACUAAAGAAAAUCGUAAUCGGCACUUGGUAUUGCAUACAAGAGAAGUAUUUUCCCGACGCUCAAAAAGUCUUCAAACUAGCCGACAGUUUAAAACUCGAAGACGACACCCAAAAACAAAAGAACGUCAAUGCAGUAUUCAGUGUCCCUACUGCUCAAAACCAUUUGCGAGUCUUUCACAAUGCCAGAGACACGUGCGAACCCACACUGGAGAAAGGCCUUACAAAUGUCCCCAGUGCCCAAUGGCUUUUGCAUUAAAGUCGAAUCUUAAGAGACAUUUGUCAGCGCACACGGGAGAACGAGCCUUCAAGUGCUCCCAGUGCUCGGCGUCCUUUGCAUCCAGAGCAAGUCUUAAGCGUCACUUUAACAUACACACAACGGAAGAAGCUUACCAAUAUUCCCGAAGAUCAAAGAGAAAACACACCGGAGAACGGCCAUUCCAGUGUUCCAAGUGUCCUAAAACUUUUUCGAUCUUUCGAAGCCUUAGCCGUCAUAUGCUAGUGCAUACCAGAAAAACACUCAACUGUGUCCAUUGCCCAAAGAAUUUUGCAUAUUCUGCUUGUCUUAUGCGACACUUACUAACACACAAGCAGCUGCUUGCAAUACCCAAGAACGUUAGCAAUUAUUAAUCACUUUUGAACACACUAAGUAGUUGAACGGGCUUAGAAUAUUGGUGCUGAAAGGGUUUCUAGAAAUCCUCUGAUCUGUGCUGUUUUAUGUAUGCACUUUGAAUGCCGGCUUAAAAAUGCUCUGAUAGUUAGUAAACGGAAGAAUUAAUGCAUAAUUAGGUUGUCAUUACUAAUAUAAUCUGAAUACAUAGCUCAUAAUAGCUGCAAAUACAAUAAAACUUGUAUUAUUUAAUUCCUCUUUGAAUAAA